AGGUCCCAUUCCAGAGCACUGUUACACGGUGGCCCAGGAGGUUCAGAGUAUCCUCCUGGCCAGUGUCUUGUUACCAGCUGCUGAGACUUUUGAAAACGGAAAGAGAGGCCACCAAUGCAGGACAGGUUAAGUGCUCCUAGACCCAAGGUCCUGCUCUCCAAAUUGCAGCUCCCUAGAGCUCCUGCAGGUAUGUGCCAAGGACACAUUAUAGAUCAACUACAGCAGCAAUCCUCAAAUGGAGGGAAAAAAUUAAUUACUUUCAUGACCUGAAAUCAACCCUAUCGGCUCAAGCUGUCAAUAAACAGUUGGCUUCCUGCUAAGCACAGACCAGAACCAGCCCUGUAGAAAAUGAGCUGUUCCUGGGAAGCCCCAGGAACACAAUGCAGCCAGCUGUAUCCGUAACACACUCCAAGGAAACAAUUUCCGCCACAGGCAGCACAGGGUCCUUGUGCCAGAGGAUGCUUCAGAGCUGGAGCUUCUACUGACCAGCUUGAACCUCAUGGCACAGCACCAGGUCCAAAUGAACUAUUGUGCACUGGCAACCAGUGCCCCCAGUAUUUCCAGUUCCUCAAACCGGGCUACAAUAAUGAUGGCUUAUGGAACCUUAAUUACGAGCUGGAGGAAGGACAAUUCCACUCUUCGGUAGCAGUAACAGGAUUUCAGAACGAAGUAGGAAUUCUGUUAACUGGAAAUGCAGUGUGGUCAUGCAGGCUGCAAGGUGAGGGGGUUUCCAGCUGAGUGCUGCCGAUCCCAUCUGCAAACAACUUGGCUCCACAGCUGCAAAUUAGUUCCUCUCUGCCCCCAGUUCUCCGAAACAGUUAACUUGUGUCUGUGAGACCAUCCUAUCUCCCAGCCUGUUCAACAAUAGAUCCAGCUAAACAAAUGCCUCCUAAUUGACUUUAAGCAACACUUGAUUGCUUUUACAAAAAACAAAAGAGAGGAAAACAUUAGGGUUUAUGAAAUAAUGACUAAUCCUGGAGCAAGAGAAAGGGGAUGGGUUGGAACACUGGUGUCAAACAGAGAUUCAAUCUUGGCUGAAAGAGCCCCAAGACACAUGGGCCAAGUCAUUCAUCCCUCCCCAACUGCCCUCAUUUCCACACCUGCUGAUCUAAGCCAAACCCCUGCUAAAAUACAAACAAUUGGGGCCGCUGGCAAAUGAAAAUUGGAGCAUUGUCUUCCCCAUGAGGGCUCUGAAAGGGCUGAACUUAAUGAGGAUGGAUUGACAAAGAGGUGGCUGGUAGGCUAUAAAAGGCAUUCCACAGUCAGGAGCAGCUCAGUCUGGGGUGCGCUGUCGGUUCACUUGCUCCAAGCAUGGUCACAUCCCCUCGCAGGCACCCCUCGAGGUCGGGUGGCCCUUGGCUACUGGGUCUCCUGGCACGCCUGCUGCUCUGGGGCUCUCCAGGUGCCUGGGCCAGCUACCUGAGGAGAUCCUCCAGCUGCAUGCCCAUCCCACACCGCAUGGCCCUGUGCUACGAUAUCGGCUACUCCGAGAUGAGGAUUCCCAACCUGCUGGAGCAUGAGACCAUGACAGAAGUCAUCCAGCAGUCUUCCAGCUGGCUGCCCUUGCUGGCCAGGGAAUGUCACCCAGAUGCUAGGAUUUUCCUCUGCUCCCUGUUUGCACCGAUCUGCUUGGACAGGCUCAUCUAUCCCUGCCGCAGCCUCUGUGAGGCCGUCAAGAGAAGCUGUGCGCCCGUCAUGGCUUGUUACGGCUACCCCUGGCCAGAAAUCCUGAACUGCAACAAGUUCCCUGCAGAUCAUGAACUGUGCAUUGCAGCAGUCUCCGUGGAUGAAAAUUCCUCAAGCAGGAGAACAGUGCCCCGAGCCAGCUGCAAGGACUGUGAGCUUGAGGAGGCCAGCACUGCCAGGGAGAUCCUAGAAAGCCUCUGUGCAAAUGAUUUUGCAGUGAAAAUCCGAAUCCUGAGGAAGAACACAACCACCACAAUCUCGGACUUUGACCUGGACCCCUCCAAGGUGGAGGUGCUGAAGCAUGGCCCGCUCCUCAGAACUGAAAUCCCUGCCAGGCUCCAGCAGUGGCUGGACAUAGAUGCCACGUGUGCCCACAACAUCAUGAGAGGCACUCAGGCAGGGGUCUUUGUUGUAAGUGGUGAAGUACAGAGUGACAAAGUGGUGGUGAACAAGGCCUAUGCCUGGCAGAAGAGGAACAGGAACCUGCACCAGGCAGUGCGGAGGUGGAAACAUCACCGCUGCCCCGAACAGGCAGGAUGGAAGGUCUGAAAAAUCUCAAUUCCAGCAAUAAGAAACUGCUCCCUUCCCUAUGGCUAGAAAACUCCUUUCCCUGGCAGUUGGUGUUUUGGAGAUGUACAUAUUUCUAGGUGAUUUGAAGCAGUCAUAGUGCACAGUUAGGGCUUCACUACAGAUCACUGUUUUACCAAGACAGAGCUUAAGGAUGCAGGUUUAACAUGUUCCUCUCACAAGGCUCUGCAGAUCCAGGACGUGCUAAGUUCAGCUUUGCGUAGGAUCCAACAUCACAACCAAACUUAACUAUGCAGGUGAGGACAAAAUAGAAGAAACCUUUAAUAACAGUUCCCUCUAGUUCUCAUUAUCAGAGCUGGUAUUUCAGACUCAUUAUUUGACCCUGAGACAUCGAAGCUGCAAAAGUGCCUGCUUGCUUUCUGUGCAGAGAUUACAUGAAAGUCUCCCUGACUGUGAAGUGAUACUUUUUAUGUAAUGGAGCAAAGACUAUACUCUUGAACAGUCUGAGGUAAACUAACGGGGAGAGGAACCCACCUCAGCUGUGCCCAGCCCCUUAAAACUGCAUUCUGAACUCUGCUCUAGUCAGGCUGUCCCUUCAGCUUCCUGCACCGAGAGUUGACGAGCAUCCACACACGCAAAAGGAAACAGCCAUUCUCAAGCAGGAAAGGCACAGAGCAGACAGCUGAGGAUUUCUACAUAACAGGAAAAACUACUCUUCAACAUCAGAAAUUCAGUGUGGAUCAGAAGAUUCUGGUAACUGGGAGUAUCACAAGAACCUUAUGAAAAACAGAGCAUGAAUGCGACAUCAGCUUGGGUGAACAGCAAGCAGUUUUGCUUGGGACUAAGGGUGAGUCCCAGCCCCAGCAUAGUAGGAUAUUGCAGUUUUGAUAUGGAAGCAGGGGAGAAACCUUUUACAGCUGCCUGGCCUUACACCUGUACACGAGGAAGAUAGAAAAUACGGGAAAUCUCAGUAUCACCAAGUUCUCUGCAUCUCACUCUCUCAUUCAAGCAGGACUGUCACUCCCUGCAGGGGUACACACUGUGCUCCAGACCACAGAGCAGAAAACAGCAAAUCCCCAAAUGAGGAAACAAGUCGGAUUUCUACUGCCUAACAAAGCACUGUCCAUGGAAAGUUUUCUAUAUUGGU
Molecule: messenger RNA, 3361 nt
Organism: Ficedula albicollis (Collared flycatcher)
Lineage: Eukaryota; Metazoa; Chordata; Aves; Passeriformes; Muscicapidae
Product: secreted frizzled-related protein 5-like
Exons: 4
Coding region: 1312-2235 (307 amino acids)
Biological process (GO): non-canonical Wnt signaling pathway; negative regulation of canonical Wnt signaling pathway; canonical Wnt signaling pathway
Molecular function (GO): Wnt-protein binding
Source: RefSeq, a predicted model, not a curated record